UCAAGAAACGAACCAUUGCGAACGCCGCCAUAUUUGUUUCGUGCCCCUUGCCAUCAAUCACCGAAGGGUCUCCAAAUUGGCUCAAGUGCAACUUGUUGCAUAUUUUUGUGUGCCUUUAACACUAUACACCACUGUAUAGUGUUCUUUUAUCGUCUGAAGAGUUAAAUACACGCCGACAAAAUAGGCCUUUCGGACACAGCCAUCAUGGACAUGAUGAUCAGCUCUCUCCAACAGCAAAAGAGAGUAACUGAGCAGUUACGUCGCGAGGCGGCUCUCAGAAGGAUGCUGGUGUCGCAGGCCGCUGCAGACAUCAUCAAGUUCAUCUCUGACCACCAGCAGGAGGACUGCCUUCUUGUAGGCUUCAGUUCUCAAAAAGCCAAUCCCUUCAGAGAGAAAAGUAGUUGCAACGUGCUCUAAUUUAAUUUUCUGUUUCAAUAAUACGUUAAUCAUUCAAGUUAAAAAAUGCGUUGAAAGAAAAAAUAAAUUUCUGAUUAUUUCCCAAUCUCUUUUGUUAGAUAUUAUGUAUAUUAAAUAUUUGGUCUCUUUUAGUUGUAACAUACAUUCUCUUUUAUAAGGCACAAAAUAUGAUUAUUAGAAUCUUUGUAACUCCAAUAUUCUUAUAUACAGGUCUUCAAAAUUUGGCAACAAUAAAAUUUUAUUCAUAAUUAAAUUCAACUGAAAAACGCUGAGAAAAUAAUUAAAAAUUGCAAUUAAAUUUGGCUGACCUUGUAGCUUUUUCUUUUAGCAAUUAUUUUAUUGUUAGAUAUGAUAAAGAAAUACAUUAAUCAUUCAUGUACCAUUAUUAUUUAUCUGAUUAAAAAUUUAUUGUCAGUAUGCAGUUUUCUGCCAAAAAAUUGAUGUCUUCGUAACUUGUCUGGGAAAUCAAAAUUGACUUGAAUACCACUGAAUGUUGUCACAUCCUGUAAUUGACCUUAAACGUAGCAGUUCCUUGUCAGUUUUCAUGGUGACACCUUUGAAUCCGCGAUGAUGUUUGUAGUUGUAGUACCUUGUUGACCAGAGGCCUACCUGAAAACCGCAUUUUGUCUGCCUUACUUUGCAGCAACCCUUUGCAAAUACUACAGAGUUGUUAUACUUGCAGUAACCUAAUUUGAUCGACAAACUAUUUUUGUAUGAGACGUAUUGUAUCCUUGGAUACCGAAAUCGAGGUGCUGCUGGGCUGAUACUUCAAACUUCCAGGUCAUUUCUUCAUCUUCCUUCAUUAGUUGGCUACAUAACAUUUAGUGUAGCGGUUAAUGAUGUGAAUAAUAAAUAAUUCAAUACAAAAUUGUUGAA
This is a messenger RNA of Neocloeon triangulifer, 1293 nucleotides long. It is a transcript of the gene Ggamma1, whose product is annotated as guanine nucleotide-binding protein subunit gamma-1. Gene Ontology annotation, biological process: G protein-coupled receptor signaling pathway. Gene Ontology annotation, molecular function: G-protein beta-subunit binding. NCBI's taxonomy places the organism in Eukaryota, Metazoa, Arthropoda, Insecta, Ephemeroptera, Baetidae. The record is from RefSeq and is a predicted model, not a curated record. The transcript is spliced from 2 exons. Gene Ontology annotation, cellular component: heterotrimeric G-protein complex. Bases 205 to 417 code for a protein of 70 amino acids.